GUGCGCUCAGUUUGUACUCAACAGCCGUUGAGUUAGGUUGGGCUUUUUUACUUGCUAAUAUUCUAAACUGCACACACUAACGUAUUUAACGCGCGCGCUACGAGCAGGUAAAUAGUAUAACGAACGAACGGCAUAGAAUAAACAUUUUUGUAAAUUGCUGCAACCUAGAUUCGAAAACUCUUGCUACUAAAAACGCGCCCGUCACCCGUACCCCCAACGGAAAACAUACAUACAGACAUAUUAAGUGUAUUAAGGUUAUACCUACGACGUUAACAAAGAAAUACGAAACGGCGCCAUUAGAAAGACACUGCAACAUUGACAGUGUUACAAAUCAAUUAAACAACAUUAAGUGGUUACAAAAUCUCAACCAUUACCACGUCAGACUUUGCAACCACUGCUGCAAGUGCAGCAUUUGGCAAUUAUACUACUAGUACAACUGCUGGUAGUGCCAACAAUAUCGCAACUGCAACUACAUUCACCCCCACUACACCCAUCAACUACUACACCAGCACCACCACCACCUCCAACACCCACUGCGGUAACAACACAGCAACGAUGAGCAGUCGUAAAGAUGAUCCCGUAUUCAAUGUGAAAUUUGUGCAACUGGUCGAAUCGAAACCUUGUCUAUGGAAUUCAACUUUACCCGAGUAUAGUAAAAAAGAUGAAAUACAAAAAGCUUGGCAAGAGGUGGCCAAUGAAACAAAAGAUACGGUACGAAACUGUCGGGAGCGAUGGCGUACAAUACGCAGCAGUUUUCUACGUUCUCUAAAGUUAUCACGCACAAGUACGGGCCGGGGUAAACGUAAAUAUUAUCUCUCCAAGUACUUGCAAUUCCUGAUACCAUUCACCAAGACUCGUCUGAAAAAUAGCUCCACCAUAAUUGCACAAAGAAAAGCGGCAGCAGCUGGAAAUAUUCCUCCCAUGACACGUAUCAGUAACAUGCCCAUUGUCAGCAGUGACGACACCAAAGAUUCUAGUAACUCGGCUGAUGUGGCGGGCAUAGCAGAGGGAGACGUUGUGGUAUCAUUACAUGAGGGUGCAAUAGUAGGAGGAGUUGCCAUAGCACAACAUGCACCUCUGCCAUUGCCUCAGCCGCUAAAUUUGCAAGCCAUUAAACAAGAGAAAGAUGUUACAACAAGUGGCACCAACACAAUUAUGCCACCUAUGGAUCAUUUGCUGCAAUCAUUAGAUCAUCAAAGGCAUUUUGUAAACAAUUCAACAUCUGGAUGUAUAAACAACAGCAACAAUAACAACCAUAAUAACAUUAAUAAUAACAACAUCACAAAUCCCACCAUGAACAAUAAUCUAAACACUACGAACAAUGGUACUCCAGCUAUGAAUGCCACCAAUCAUAAAAAUACUAGUAGCAACAGCAGCAACAAUAACAGCAACAUCAUCAGUGCACAUCCUCCUCAAAGUGGCCCAUUUCCGCAUCCAACAGAAACACGCAGUUCCAGUGCGGUGGACCUAACGGAAUUUGCCGAAUGGAUAAAAAGUAAAAAUGAACAUCAACGCCAUUGUUUAAUGACAACUUCACCUGACGCUGAUCAAUCAUUUCUCAAUAGCUUGCAUCCAUAUUUGAGGGAAAUGUCCGGGAAACAAAACAGACGCUUUCGCCAAAAGGUUGUGGCUCUGAUCGAUGCCGUACUGGACAAUGCCGACUGAGGCUUUUCUCUAUAUAUAUUAUAUUGUUUUCUCUUUUCAGCAUUCUAUUCUUAAUGUACAGACACACUUAAAUCCAUAUAUAUAUCGUCACCGGAAAUGCCAAA
This is a messenger RNA of Calliphora vicina (urban bluebottle blowfly), 1769 nucleotides long. RefSeq names its product type-2 histone deacetylase 1. The coding region runs from base 556 to 1665 and encodes 369 amino acids. The transcript is spliced from 2 exons. The record is from RefSeq and is a predicted model, not a curated record. Gene Ontology annotation, biological process: regulation of transcription by RNA polymerase II. NCBI's taxonomy places the organism in Eukaryota, Metazoa, Arthropoda, Insecta, Diptera, Calliphoridae. Gene Ontology annotation, molecular function: DNA binding. Gene Ontology annotation, cellular component: nucleus; transcription regulator complex.